AUCAGAAUAGCCAGGUUGGGGAGACGUCAUCAGAGAGUAUUGGGGAAGUAGCCCGUGGUUCUCCAUCCCGGUGGCAGUCUACCAGGAGGAAGGACAACAAAGUUUUUAAAUAACAGAAAAAAUGGCGACAAAUGUGGACCUGGACCAGACCCCAGAUGCCACUGCAGAGAAAUGCAGCAGUUUUGAACUGCUGGACUGGCUCAAUAAGACCCUGGACAUCAAAUUCACCCGGGUGGAGCACAUAAGCUCAGGUUCCUGCUACUGCCAGCUGAUGGACUGGAUCUUCCCUGGGUGCAUCGACCUCAGCACAGUGAAGUUUCAGGCCCAGGAUACGUCAGACUUCCUCCACAACUACAAUAUGCUCCAAGCUGGCUUCAACAAGACUGGUGUCACCAAGACUGUUCCAGUGGAGGAGCUGAUAAACGGAAAGUUCCAGCCCAACUUCAUAUUCCUGAAGUGGUUCAAGAGGUUUUUCCAGGCUAACCUGGCAGGGCAGGUGUAUAACCCUGUAGAGGCUCGCCAAGGCCAGGACAUCCAGCCUGCCAUAUUCUGCUUACAUUCUCCUCAGAGACUUCACCUCAAGGGCCACAAUUCUGCCAGCCACAGUCCCAGUCAAUCAGGGGUGUUGGAAACCGACACAGAGGAAGAAGCUUUAGGGAAGUAUCAAAGGAAAAGUAUUAUUUAUGAGGAUAUAUGGAGGGAGACUUACUCCUGGGUGGGGGCCAGCACUCUGGGAGAGAUCUAUGCCUACUGCAGUCUGUGCGAUCUUAACCUCAACAUCUAUCACUCAGGUCUGUUUGACCUGAAGCGUCAUUCACAGUCCAAGAAGCACUGCAAGCUUUCCCUGGCUGCCAGUGAUGGCACCCUAACGCCAGAGCCAGGGAAAAGCAGUCAGGGCAGCUGCAGUGACCUUCAACCCUGUAGUGAGUUGGUCUUUCGCUUCAUUCAAGCCAACUGUGUCUCUGGUCCCUCCGCGGCUGAGGACCAAGUGUCUAACAGAUACGGCCAGUAUGUCCUGGGACUACAGUACCCAGAGGACAUAGUGUCUGCCUGCCAAAAGACUCCUUACUGCAUAUACAUGUACGGAGGAGUGGCGCUAGGGCAGACUGACAUGGCUUCUGUAGUUCUAGUGGGGUAUUUUGAUGUAAAGGAAGCCAGGCACUGCAUCAGGCUGUUGGAUGUUCUGCAGCCUCCAGAUGAUGACAAUGCUGGAGAGAAAACAGCUGCAGCUCUGGUGGAGACCUUGGAGAGGUUUGGGCUUCCUGCAGCUAACCUCGCUGCUCUCUACUCAGAUGGUAAUGGUUCUGCCUCAGAGCCAAUAUGCUCACAACUCAGGGAACUCAACACCAACAUGUUGGUGCUAAGUGGGCUGUAUGGAGUGGCUGAUGCAGCCUGCCAUGCUGGGGUGUCGGAGCUCUCCACUCAGGCCCAGGAGCUUAUUGUGGAUAUCUACUCCUACUACUCCUCCUGCUCCACCAAGGAUGACAACCUGAAGGAACUGUUUUCCAGCAUUAGCGGUACUGAUGGCCUCACCCUUCCCCUCACCACCUGCUGCCUUAACUUCUGCAUGUUAGUCAGGAAGUUUUUGGGAAUGUGGACCGAUCUCAUCUCCCACUUCAGCUCCUGUAAUGAAGAGGAUAACAUAGAUAAUAAGGCUAAGCUGAUCUGCACACAGCUGCAGGACCCCAAACUCAGGGCUAUCUUCAUGUUUCUGGACCAGGCCCUAGAGCCCCUCCGUGUCUUCCAGGAGCGACUGCAUCACCAUGAGGGCUCAGCCCGGGCUGACUUGGUGCAGAUCCUACAGGAUGCCAGCGGCCUCCUGCGCUCCUAUGCCUCCAGUUUCCUCCGUCCUCAAGCCGUCGUGCUCUUCCUCAAGGAACGUGACGCCUUUCUCCUCAAGACCACAAAGUUCCACCUGCCAGGGGCAGAGCUGAAUGUGGGUGGGGCUGUAGUGGAGGACUUCCUGUGUGAGUCAUCAGAGACAGGAAGUGAAGCACUGCAGUUAUUACAGGAACAGGCUCUGUCCUUCUACACAGCGCUCACAGCCCGCGUGGCGGAGGUGCUGCCUCUUAGUGACGGUGUGUUGAGGAGCAUGGCCCAGCUACUGAGCCCUCAGGGCAGGCUGAAAGUGACAGGGAAGGCUGUGGGAGAGCUGGGGGCCAAACUGGGGCUCUGCAGCUCACCCGAGGAAAUCAGCCAGCUGAACAAGGAGUUCCUGGAAUACCAGCUGGCAGAGGAGGGAGAGGGGGACGAGGGAGAAAACAGAUGUGAUGGAGGGGUCCAGAAUGACUCUGCAGCACCUUCGCUGGAGCAACAUUGGAGCACUGUGCUGAAGGCUUCUGGGUCGACCACCAUCUUCAGGAAACUUGUUUUGACCCUCUUAGCCAUGCCCUGCCCCCCACUUGAAGCUCAGAAAGUCUUCACACAGGCUGUGGAGAAUGGGGAUGCUGACCAGUUCGCUGACAGUGUGACAGAGAGUGAGCUGGACUCCAUUCAGAAAGUAGACCUUACCAAUGAUAGCACUCUCUCAGACAACAACAGUGUCAACGGGCUUGGCAGGAAGAAGGAAAGUCGAGGUCGUUCCAGAAAGAUUCCAUCAGGGGUGAAUUACCUUAAUGGGACAGUGAAGCCAUGCACAGUGCGGCUGCAGAAGAUAAUCAAUGGACCAAAGAAUGAGGAACAUACUGUGUUCGUUGAGGAUGAUGUCAUUUGGACAAAUACUAUGGAGGGCAACAUUAGGGGCAUUUAUGGCUGGGAGAGCAACUUACGCCAGAAGCCACGGGCGAGAGCUGUAUUUCAGGCUGGUGCCGGUGCUGGUGCCUGGGCCAAGCCACAGGUUCUUGACAACGACAGCAAAAAUGACCAGGAGUCUGAGGCUGUGACGCCCCUGAAGAAUGAGAAUCAAACAUCAACAUCCAAUGUGUUUACUCCGAGUCGCAGGGCAGCAAAGAAGGGCGUUGAUUACCAGGAUGGGAAGGGUUUCCCCACUGGAGAGCUGGUGUGGGGAAAGGUGAAGAGCUUCUCCUGGUGGCCUGGAGUGGUGGUGCUCUGGAAGUCCAACAAAACACCGCCUGCAUCCAUGCGCCGGGUAGAGUGGUUUGGAGACGGCAUGUUUUCCGAGAUCUGUACAGAGAAGCUUCUGUGUUUUGCAGCUUUUGCAAAGGGCUUCUGCAAGAAUUCCUAUGCUAGUUUGCCCACCUACAAAGAUGCCCUCUACCAGGUCCUUGAGUUGGCUGGUGAACGCUGUGAGAAGUCCUUUCUUGCAGCGGGGAAUAAACAAGAGGAGCUUAAGUUGAUGCUGGACUGGGCCCACAGUGGAUUCCAGCCCACUGGACCAGAUGGGUUCAACCCCCCAGCCCCUGCAGAUUUGAAGGCAGAAUCUUCAGACUCAGCUCUGUCAGACUACCAACCCCCAGCUAAGAAGAAGUAUGUGAAUAAGAAGAGACCAUCCUCUGGGAUUCAGGUCUACAGCAGAGGGGCAAUGCUACAAGAGGUUAUGAAAGGCAAGAAAAUUGAAGAAUUCUGUUUAUCAUGUGGAACCCUGCACAUCCACACCUUCCACCCACUGUUUGAAGGGAGUCUCUGCCAGAAGUGUAAGGAUAACUUUAUUGAGACUUUGUACAGAUACGACAAAGAUGGCUACCAGUCCUACUGCACUGUUUGUUGUGCUGGCCAAGAGGUCAUUCUGUGUGGCAAUGCCAGCUGUUGCAGGUGUUUCUGUAAGGACUGCCUGAACUUUUUGGUUGGCGAUGGAACCUUUAACCAACUGAAGGACGUGGACCCGUGGAGCUGCUUCAUGUGCUUACCAUCCCAGUGCAACGGAUCACUCAAGCUACGGCCUGACUGGAGCGUGCGUGUUCAACAGUUCUUCGUCAACAACAGUGCCCUCAAAUUUGAACCCCACAGGAUAUAUCCCUCCAUCCCUACACAUCAACGCAGACCCAUCCGGGUAUUGUCUCUCUUUGAUGGGAUUGCCACAGGUUACCUGGUGCUCAAAGACCUGGGCUUCAUCAUAAAACGCUACAUUGCCUCUGAGAUCUGCGGGGACUCAAUUGCUGUGGGUAUGAUCAAACACCAGGGCCAGAUAGAGCAUAUCAACGACGUACGCACCAUCACCAGGAAACAUCUGGCUGAAUGGGGUCCUUUUGACCUCCUGAUUGGAGGAAGCCCCUACAAUGAUCUGGCCUGCGUCAACCCUGCUCGGAAGGGCUUAUUUGAGGGCACAGGUAGGCUGUUCUUUGAAUAUUACAGGAUGCUGACCAUGAUGAGGCCAAGGGAAGAUGAUGAUCGGCCAUUCUUCUGGCUCUUUGAAAAUGUGGUGGCCAUGAGCGGUCAUGACAAGGCUGACAUCUGUCGCUUCCUUGAGUGCAAUCCCAUCCUGAUCGAUGCAGUAAAAGUGAGCCCAGCUCACAGAGCUCGCUACUUCUGGGGAAACCUCCCGGGCAUGAACAGACCUCUAGCUACCUCUCUGGAUGACAAGGUGAACCUGCAGGACUGUCCGGAGCUUGGACGCACGGCCAAGUAUAACAAAGUUCGUACCAUCACCACCAAGUCCAACUCCAUCAGACAGGGGAAGAUGGGACCCCUACCCGUCGAUUUUAAUGGCAAGGAGGACUCCCUUUGGUGCACAGAGAUGGAGAAGAUCUUUGGCUUUCCCAAGCAUUACACUGAUGUCAACAAUAUGGGUCAGAGCCAGCGGCAAAAAGUACUGGGCCGAUCAUGGAGUGUACCAGUUAUCAGGCACCUCUUCGCUCCACUCAAGGACUACUUUGCCUGUGAGUAGGAACCUCACAUUCCUGUAUGCUGCACUGUCAACAACAACAGCAACAUGAAAUGUCUGAUUGUUGGAGAGGGGAGGAUAAAAACACUAUACUUAUCCUUCCCUGCUUUUCAGUGAAUGAAACUAUCCUGUGUUUAUCAGACUGACCUCAAUCAUAUUAGUCUUUUUGUACUACUGUCUGUAUUGUCUGUUUUAUUCCUUUUCAGUUAAUGAGCAGCUGUUUCAAUGCAUUGUGGUCAUAUGAUCACAGUAUUCCCAGAAUGCACCGACACUUUGGUUAUUUCGGUUUGUCUGGAGUAGUUCAAGUUUGUCAAUCAUGUAUUUGAUGUUUUGUUUACAUUUGGUCAAUGAUGGUGAGAUCAGACCUCAAACCCUGCCCACUAUCUACCUCAAUACUGAUCUGUGUCUUAAAUCUGCAGUUUUCUGUAUUUAAUUGAAUUUUAUAAAUAGUCAUAAAAUCAUAUUCACUUGUAAAUAUGACUGAACCUUCUAAUGUUUUGUUACUUGUUUGGAAAAAAAGAUCCUCUGAGAAUUGAAAAUCUGAAAUUCAAGGCAGAAAAUGUGCCUUGAGUGUUUGUUUGUAUUUUAACUUGCCCAAUAUUCACCAUUGUUACUCUCUCUGUGGUGCUAGAGUAUGUUUAGGUUUUUAAUGAUAGUUGGUCACAGGACACACAUUUUGACUUGCAUUGUCUCACUUGCCAUUUAUAGACUUUAAUUUGGGUGAUAUAGUCAAGCAUGUGAAUGCUAUAUAAACCUGCAUGCUUAUUUUCUUCAAAGAAAAAGUUGCUGAAAGCCAGUCCUAACAGCUUUGAUUUAAUUAGUAAGAUGUGUACAUUCUCCCUCUCUCUUGGAGCAGUGGGCAGAGGAACAGUUUUAAUUGCAAGUGCCUACUAAACGAUUGUUUUAAACCCAGGAACAACACAUGUAGAACUAUUUUUCUCCUGUAAUUAUUAUUAAUUCUUUAAUAUUUCAAAGGGAGCUGGACAAAGCUCUGAGGAAAGGAAUACAUCAUAAACGUUGUGUCGUAAUCCUUUCAGUAAAUCAGACAGGCAGCGUGUAAGUUUGUGAAAGCAACCAUUUUAAAAUGACCUUGUAUGUUCUUAGGGUGUUGAUGAAGGUCACAUGGAGGGCCUACUCAUAAAAUACCCACUUCGGUUUCAUGCCUGUGUUUGACGUGUGAUGUUAUGACCAGUAAACUGUGUGUUAAGUUAAAGUGAUGGUUUUAACUUCAGUGUUCUGUUCACCUCUCAGCAAGUUUGUUGAAAUAUACCACAACCAUCUUUCAUAGAACAAGUUACUCUACAUUCUGAAAUCAUAAGUAUUGUUUAUCAUUUGGGGUUAUUGAGAUUCUUAACUAAUAAUUAGGUUUUGAACCCUUGUUCCCCUCCAGCAUCCAUACCUUCCUCUCAUGCAGUCUCAGUUCCAUACCUUCCUCUCAUGCUUUCUGUCAGUUCCAUACCUUCCUCAUGCUUUCUGUCAGUUC
This is a messenger RNA of Oncorhynchus keta (chum salmon), 6263 nucleotides long. Its product is annotated as DNA (cytosine-5)-methyltransferase 3A-like. Gene Ontology annotation, molecular function: DNA binding; protein binding; DNA (cytosine-5-)-methyltransferase activity, acting on CpG substrates. The record is from RefSeq and is a predicted model, not a curated record. Gene Ontology annotation, biological process: negative regulation of transcription by RNA polymerase II. NCBI's taxonomy places the organism in Eukaryota, Metazoa, Chordata, Actinopteri, Salmoniformes, Salmonidae. The coding region runs from base 122 to 4783 and encodes 1553 amino acids. The transcript is spliced from 25 exons. Gene Ontology annotation, cellular component: nucleus.